GUGGAAGGUAACACCCACCAUGUUCACCGGCAGUAGUAGAAGUGAAAAAAUCUCCAGCUCGAUGGUGCUUGUGUCGAGUCUGGUGUUCCUUUCGGUGGUCCUGAUGGGAUCGGCGGCAGUCGCCGAGGAAACCGAAAAUCGGUCACGGAAUCACAAAGCCAUGCAGUUCGGCCGGAGUGCGAUUGAAACGAAAACCGACGCUAAUGAGCAUUUGCCUCGUGACUACGACGGCCAGGAUGAUGAGGAUAAUUAUGACGUCGAGGAGGACGACGAAGAUGUCGGCGAAAGUGAGCGUCUGACCACGACUGGUGCGUCCUCGUCCGAACAGCACAACGAUGUGACAACGCCGAGCAGUGUCAAUUAUGUUGCAACUACUCCAAAAAUAGUGAAAUCUUCAGAGGUUUUGAGCAGAUACGAACAGGGCCUGGAGGACUACGAGGAAGCAGCGGAUCGGGAGGAACGGGAAAACAGCCUGCAACAACAACAACAACAACAACAGCAGCAGCAACCGGUCGGCGGUUUCCUGAUGAAACCGAUCCUAACAACGCUAUUUAAUGUGAUGAGCAGUGCUUUCUCGUCGAAGCGAUCUUUCCAAGUGGUUGGACCGGAUCCGGCGUCGGUGUUGAGCGAAUGGAAUCGGAUGGCCGGUGUAGAUAACGGCGACGACAGCAGCAGCGGUGGUGGACCAUCAACAAGCGAUGAUGCAGAUAAUCAAAAUGGAAACUCAACCGCUGUGGGAGCUGCCGGGAGUGCUAGGUACAUCCAGGGAGACCCGCUGAAUGGAUACUACGAUUUCGUAAUCACCGAAGGAUCGUACAAAUUUUGGGCCAUUUUCCAGAUUUUAACAGCCAUCCUCGUCAUCUAUUCUACCUUUGCCGCUAUCUACUACUCGAAAGUAAGCCCACUGACGUCGGAUUACGACUAUAUCGAAUAUCUGAACGGUGGUAGGUCAUUCGCCGGUGCAAGAUCUAUGGAUGGGAUCAGCGGACCGGCGGGCGACAUGUGGAACGGUUUGCUCGAAAAGCCCUGGUUCAAUAUCGCAACGAACUCGUUCGUCUUUGUGAUGAAUGCCAUCGAAAAUGUGCCCAAAUAGGGUAGUAACGUUUACUCGUUAUUGCCAAUCGACGGAUUCCGAUGGAACAUUUGACACAGCAGACAGACGCCCGGCUUUGGAUCUCGAAUGUUUCAUUUGAAUUUUGUCUCGGGAA
Messenger RNA from Ochlerotatus camptorhynchus, 1208 nucleotides. RefSeq lists its product as uncharacterized. The transcript is spliced from 4 exons. The record is from RefSeq and is a predicted model, not a curated record. The coding region runs from base 20 to 1093 and encodes 357 amino acids. NCBI's taxonomy places the organism in Eukaryota, Metazoa, Arthropoda, Insecta, Diptera, Culicidae.